Molecule: messenger RNA, 630 nt
Organism: Osmerus eperlanus (European smelt)
Lineage: Eukaryota; Metazoa; Chordata; Actinopteri; Osmeriformes; Osmeridae
Exons: 1
Source: RefSeq, a predicted model, not a curated record
UCCUCUGCCAUGCACGAGGAUGGAGACGAGUCAAAAUUCCUGCCGGAUCGUUUCGCUGAGUCGGUUCGCCGAGUGGGUUCGGUCGCCUGCGACGGUAAAGGUGGAUGUCUCAAGAUGAAGACCUGUAGGCCAGGAGGGGGAGCAGCCGCAGCCACGCGCAAGAACUCCAACAACAACGAUCUGCGGCUCCUGCACAGCGAGCAGUCCACACCUCUCACUUCCACACGCGCUGCCGCUGCGCUGCUAUGCCAAGGAGACGCUGCCGGUCGUGGCAGCUGGAGCUACAAAGGCGGAGUGCGCUCAGUCACACAAGCAGCCGUUACCGACUUGACCACCGGAGUGACAGGUGAAGGAAGCACCGGGAUGAUUUACAACAAAAACGGAGACUGCAGAAGAGACCCGAGCCCUUCCACGAUCCAGGCUCCAGUCAGCUCGAGCCAGGAGAAGCGGACAGUUGAGACAGCUGUAUGUGAUACCGUCGCCGGCAUGGACUGCUCCGUUACCUCCGCGGGGUCGAUGCCCCAGACCCCGGGGCCAACGGAGAAAACAGACUCCAAAGUUUUUUUUUCAAACUCUCCCAGCUGUAAACCGCAGCCUCCUGUUCCCGGAGCGGGACCGACUAAGUCCGGG